AUGUUCAUUGAGAGGGCGAUGUUUUUCCUGGAGUUUGCUUCCGAGCAGGCUCAUAUGACACGAUUUCUAAGCAUGCUCAAGACUGGCAUUAGACAGUUCGUUGCUACCUAUCGCUGUGAUACAUUACUGGAUUUGCAGGCGGCUGCUAGGCGACGGGAGCUGGAUAUUGAGUUACAGUUGCGAGAGCAGAGGCGGGCCCCAUUGCAGUCGCAGUCAGCGCCAAAGCGGUCCAAGAAUGCUGAUUCUGGGAUUGGAGACGUGUUGUUUCUGCUUAGGUUCACCGCUUCUCGACCCAAUCAGAUUAGUGCCUCUUCACCGAUCAACCGCCUCAGAUGCUUCUCCGUUCUUAUCCCCUCUUCUCCUGUUUCUCACUCAACUUCGCUUUCUUCAAUCACAAUUGUAGUACACGAUGCCAAGGAGCUUCUUCUCCACUUUCUGGCUUACCUGUUACGAUCGAGACACCACCAUCAAGUUUUACCAUUAAUUGAAAAAGAUUCAAGCGUUUCCAAUCAUUCAGCAACCGACGAUGACUUCAUAAUUUUCAGAUUAUUGGCUUCAAUUUUGAAGGAGUUUAAAAAGUCAAACAAUGAAGAAGUUGCAGUUCUAUCUGCAUCUCGACCUGCCUCUACAGUUGUUCGUGCAGCUAAUGCUACUGAAGUUUCCAGUAAUCUGUUAAAGCUUUUUGAGCCACGACCUCCUCUGGAGUACAGACCACCUCCUGAGAAGAGAAAAUGUCCACCAUACACAGGCAUGGCCCAAUUUGUUAGCCACUUUGCUGAACCCACUGAUCCUGAAUAUGCUCCACCAGUAGUAAAGGGUGAAACACCUGGCCAAAGGAGGGCUAGGAUUCACUGGUUACGUACAAAUUUCGAGUUUAUAACCUUAACACUGUCAUUGUGGUUGACAUUUGUUCAUUUCAAUGACAGGUAUCUUUCAUACAAUUUCUGUAAUGGAUCCAUUCCUGAAAGCCUUGGAGGUUUAACAUCAGUUCGAAUAUUGAAUCUGAAUGGGAACUCCCUAUCAGGAAGAGUCCCAGCUGCAGUAGGAGGGAGGCUUUUACACAGAUCAAGUUUCAAUUUUACUGAUAAUAAAGGUCUUUGUGGGAUACUUGGAUUACAACAUUUUCUCUCCCCUUUUGUCAGACAAUAGAAGGAUCGGGAAGAAGUGAAUAAAAUUGUCUGCAAUUCAAAAGCGACAAUGACAUGGUAAGGGGUGAAAAUUCUUGAGUACAUUAGAAAAGAAACUGUUGAUGUUUUGAUUGUAGAAUCAGGAAUGGAAGUUGUCUUAACAAAGUUAACAGUUCUUAUCCUCCUGCUGCUAAGUAAGUGCAAUCCAAAUACAGAAACUCCAUUUGAAUGAAAUCACUAAAAUACCCCUAUUGAUAACUUUUUUACAGGGCACAUGUGGUGGGUUGGCCUCCAGUUACAUCUUUUUACAAGAACAUUUUGGCUACAAAUUCAAAUAACAAUGAUGAGGUGGAUGGGAAGCCUGGACCUGGUGCUUUAGAGUCAACCUACAGACAAAAUCAUUAAUUCCGUGGAAUGAAGGGACGAUGGGAAUGGAGCUUCAAGCAGUGGAAGUAAGCAUAAAAAAUCUUAUUUUUUCACAUUCAUUAAUCUCGAUUCUUGAUUUUGUGAUGUUUUUUAAAGACACCCGUAUUGAGUAAUUUGCCAAAAAAAAGGAUAAAAGAUAAAGGCUGUCAUUUAAAAAAGAUUGGUUUUGUUUAAUUUGUUAAUAAUUUUCAACUUUUGAAAGCUCGAUUUCUAAUCCUAAUUUUCUAAUUUUUUUUUUUUUUUUUUUUUUUUUUUACAUUGACCAACAAAAACAAGUGCAUACAUAUUGUUUUGUAAAUACCUAUAAUUCGAUUCAGUUUUCAUCUUUGUGAGAAUCAUAUUCAAUGACAUUUUUCAUACUAAAUGGUGAAAAGAAGCUAAACUGUGAAGACUGAUGUAUGUAUUUUUUUGUUUUUUUAUUUCUUAUUACUAGAUAAAAGAAUAAUAGCAAGUUUAACAAAUAGACACACUUGCUGAAAUGAGAACUUAAAUAAAAAAACAAAUGUAAUCAAAAGCAAAAAAAAAAAUCCAAAAAUAAUUACAAGAUUACCCCUUGGUUAUUUCCAUUUUCAAUCCGGCCCUUUUUCCACAUAAGCUGGCUCCUGCAUCUUUGGCAAAUCGAUUUCUUUUCAUUGAUGGUGAGAACGGGUAAGUUACAGGUUGUUAAUAUCAUUUUUGUUCAUCAUUGGUUUUCAAAUGUUCGUUAUGAUCUCAUAAAAAGUUAUUUAGUAAUUGAUUCCAUAAUUUAUUGUCUUCAAUUCUUUUUUCAGUUUCUUUUAAUUAUUUGAUGCGUGUAUGAAGGUUCUUAGGUUGGUGUUAAUGGACUGUAAUAGAAAUUACUUAUUAUUUCUUACAUAGAUUCAA
Lactuca sativa (garden lettuce) is the source of this 2417-nucleotide messenger RNA. RefSeq lists its product as uncharacterized. Lineage: Eukaryota; Viridiplantae; Streptophyta; Magnoliopsida; Asterales; Asteraceae. The record is from RefSeq and is a predicted model, not a curated record.